Messenger RNA from Monascus purpureus, 1443 nucleotides. The record is from the annotation of a GenBank genome assembly. NCBI's taxonomy places the organism in Eukaryota, Fungi, Ascomycota, Eurotiomycetes, Eurotiales, Aspergillaceae.
AUGUGGUCCCUCUCCAGGCCCAUUGCAUGGCUCUACAUUGAGUUCGGCGUCGCCUCUCUCGUCGACACCGGCCGCGAUGCGUGGUUCAUCAUUCUGGCUCGCACCUGUCGCAUGUUCGCUUUCGGGGCCAUUUCUCUCGUGAUUGCCCUCUUCUUCAACUCUCUGGAAUUCUCCGACUUUCAGAUUGGGCUCUUUAUGUCUCUGACUUUGUUCGGGGAUGUUCUUCUCUCGCUCUCCCUGUCUCUGGUGGCUGACCAGAUCGGCCGCCGCCGUAUCCUGUGUGCCGGGGGCGUUCUGAUGGCCGUGUCCGGCGCAAUAUUCACGGUCUCGGAGAAUUUCUGGAUCCUCCUCCCUGCCGCUGUGGUGGGUGUCAUCAGUAUCGCGGGAGGCGAUUGUGGGCCUUUCCGGGCGAUCGAAGAGUCGACACUGUCGCAUCUGACGACCCCGAGAACUCGCUCGGAUGUGCUGUCCUGGUAUGUGACGACGUCCUCGCUUGGGUCUGCACUGGGGACGGAAUUCUCAGGCCGUACGAUUGACUUCUUGUCGAAGGUCGACGGCUGGGAUGUCAUCGAUGCGUACCACGCUAUAUUCUGGCUGUACAUUGUCAUGGGAACGUUGACGGUUAUCCUCACCCUGUCCAUGACGGAUAAGUGUGAACUCUCUGAGCACCCACGGAGCGCUGAGGGCUACGAGAUGCUGUCCAACGGAAGACAGCAAAGGGCAUCUGAUGCAGAUCAGGCAGAAGAAGACGAAGGGCGCGAGGAUUCGGGCCCUCUGCCCCCAUACGAACAAGAGGCGGAGCUCUCGGAGAAGCAGAAGAAAAGCUUGUUUGCUCAGGUCUCGUCCGGGACGCGGACGAUCAUGUACAAGCUAUGGCUUCUGCUAGCCGUUGAUUCCCUCGCGGACGGAAUGGUUUCGUAUUCCCUGACCAACUACUACCUGGACCGGAAAUUCCAUCUGUCAAAAUCCACCCUGGGCGACAUCAUGUCUGCCGGUUACUUCCUCAUGUCCUGCUCUUCGGUAUUCGCAGGUCCCUUGGCUCGACGUCUCGGUCUGAUCAACACCAUGGUCUUCACCCAUCUACCGUCCUCCACGGCAGUCCUGCUCUUUCCAAUCCCCCAGAGCGUUCCCCUGACGGUAAUCUUAUUCUUCAUCCGCACCGGCCUGAACAGCAUGGACCAAGCGCCCCGAACAGCCUUCAUCGCUGCGGUGGUGAAACCCGAGGAGCGCACGGCCGUCAUGGGAAUCACAAGUAUGCUGAGGACAUUGGCGACGACGGUGGGUCCCAGCUUUACUGGUUUACUUGCCGGUCAUGGUCGGUUUUGGAUUGCCUUUGUCGUUGCGGGGGCUUUGAGGAUUAGCUAUGAUCUGGGGUUAUUUACGAUGUUUGUGAACAUGAAGCUGCACACGCAUGAGACGACUGAUGAGGAGAGUCCGGCUUGA